CCUUUCGUCCAAUAGGCUGGGAGCCUCUGCGAUUACGUCAGAGAGCAACAAGAACUUUCCAAGAUGGGGCUUGAAAGUACUAUGGUCUGUGUGGACAACAGUGAGUACAUGAGAAAUGGAGACUUCCUGCCGACGAGGCUGCAGGCUCAGCAAGACGCCGUCAACAUCGUCUGCCACACCAAGACACGCAGCAACCCCGAGAACAACGUGGGCCUCAUCACCAUGGCCAAUAACUGUGAGGUGCUGACAACGCUGACACCAGAUACUGGCCGCAUCCUGUCCAAACUCCACGCUGUCCAGCCCAUAGGAAAGAUCACCUUUUGCACAGGCAUCAGAGUGGCUCAUCUGGCCCUAAAGCACAGACAAGGAAAAAACCACAAGAUGAGGAUCAUUGCCUUUGUUGGGAGUCCUGUGGAGGACAGUGAAAAAGAUCUUGUCAAGAUGGCAAAGCGCUUGAAAAAAGAGAAAGUGAAUGUGGAUAUUAUCAACUUUGGAGAAGAGGAGUUGAAUACGGAAAAGCUGACUGCUUUUAUAAACACUCUAAAUGGGAAGGAGGGGACAGGCUCCCACCUGGUCACAGUCCCUCCAGGACCCAGUCUGGCUGAUGCGCUGCUCUCCUCUCCCAUCCUGGCUGGUGAAGGAGGCUCUAUGAUGGGUCUUGGUGCCAGUGACUUCGAGUUUGGUGUGGAUCCCAGUGCUGAUCCCGAGCUGGCCCUGGCCCUCCGUGUGUCAAUGGAGGAGCAGCGGCAGAGGCAGGAGGAAGAGGCCCGUAGAGCUGCUACUGCUUCUGCAGCCGAGGCCGGCAUUCCCACCCCGAGCGCAGACGAAUCAGAGGAAGCCCUAUUGAAGAUGUCAGUAUCUCAGCCUGAGAGUGGUGAAGCGGUGCUUCCUGACUUCAGCAUCAUGACAGAGGAGCAGCAGAUAGCCUACGCCAUGAAGAUGUCUCUUGCUGGAGGAGAGUAUGGUGAAAUGGACAAAGGAGCCCCCAUGGACACUACGGAAUCAGCCAAAGAGGAAGAUGACUACGAUGCGAUGCACGACCCAGAGUUCCUUCGAGGCGUCCUGGAGAGCCUUCCCGGCGUCGACCCGAACAACGAGGCCUUCCGCAACGCCAUGGGCUCCCUGGCCACCCAGACGGGAAACAAGCCAGACGGCAAAAAGGACGAAGAGAAGAAGAAAUAAGGAACAAACGAAACGGGAUGGGGGACUCCAGACAUUUACUAGAAACGAAAAACGAACAAUUGCCGACGAAUGCAGGAUUACUUUAAUAUACGAAAAGAUUGCUGCAUGACCGACAUUUAAUACAGUCCUUAUCUGUCGCCAACACACAAUAAAUAAAAUCUCCUCAGUCCUGAAUGAUUUAGUGUAAAGUCUGACUGCCCAGUUACGUAACUUAAUUUGAUUAUCUUUCUUUUACUUCUUCUACCCUACAUUUUCCUACAUGUUAUAAUCACUUAUCGAUCUCCCAGAAGAGAUGGGGGGGGAUGAUGAUGACAGGCUUUUGAACUAAACAUUUAGCCACAUGCUCCUGUCAUGUCUUUGUUAUUGUUUGUUUGUUUUGCAAUAAAGCUAUAAGUAAAUA
Molecule: messenger RNA, 1582 nt
Organism: Scophthalmus maximus (turbot)
Lineage: Eukaryota; Metazoa; Chordata; Actinopteri; Pleuronectiformes; Scophthalmidae
Product: 26S proteasome non-ATPase regulatory subunit 4
Exons: 10
Coding region: 64-1182 (372 amino acids)
Biological process (GO): proteasome-mediated ubiquitin-dependent protein catabolic process
Cellular component (GO): nucleus; cytosol; proteasome regulatory particle, base subcomplex
Molecular function (GO): polyubiquitin modification-dependent protein binding
Source: RefSeq, a predicted model, not a curated record